Messenger RNA from Elgaria multicarinata webbii, 1830 nucleotides. RefSeq names its product VGF nerve growth factor inducible (gene VGF). The record is from RefSeq and is a predicted model, not a curated record. The coding region runs from base 34 to 1590 and encodes 518 amino acids. Gene Ontology annotation, molecular function: neuropeptide hormone activity. The transcript has a single exon. NCBI's taxonomy places the organism in Eukaryota, Metazoa, Chordata, Lepidosauria, Squamata, Anguidae.
CGAGCUGCGUGGCUCCUGUCCCUUUGCCUCCUGAUGCAGGGUCAUCUCCGUGUGGCAGCUGCACCCCUCUCCCUGGGGGCUGGGGAGAACACCCCCCCAGGCCAAGCUGUCCCCAAGGCUCCUAGCGUGCCUGCUAAUGAGAUCCAGGUCCGCUCGUUGCUAGAAACGGGCCCAGUAGCAGCAGCCCAGAAGGACAGUGGAGACUUGGACCUCUUCCAAGACGUGGACCCCAAGGCCUUGGCAACGAUCCUCCUGCAAGCCCUUCAGCCAGAGGCCAAGAAGCCCAGUGGCCAGCAGCUGAGCCCCAAACCCAGCGCCAACGAGGAGCGGGUCCGGAGUGAGACCAGCAGCUCUGAGGUACAGCCAGAGAGGGAGCAGGAAGACUGGAAAGCCGGCAACGGCGCAAGCUCCCCCCACGAGGCGCAGGAGGGAGAGAGCCAACCCGAAGAGCAGACCUUCGACCUGCGGGAGAUGGAGACCUUGCAGGCCCUGCUGCAGGACCUGCAGCAUUACAGGCCCACGGCCAAGCGGGAGGAGCCCUCUCGGGACUCCCAGGCAGGCCCCCCGGAAAGCCCCCCAGGCGGUGAUGUGCUCCAGGAGCUGGAAGAGUACGAGCACCUGAAGGCACACAGCAAGCGCAAGGCCCCCGCCUCCACCUCCACCGAGCCCUGGGCGGGGGCCCGGAAGCUGAAGCAGCAGCAGCACCUGGAGCACCAGCUCCUGCAGCGGCGCUACGAGGAGCUGGCCGAGAGCCGGAGGCAGGCCGAGGAGGCGCGCCGGGCUGCGGCAGAGGAGGAGCGCCUGGCGGACAUGGCCUCGGACCUGCUCCUCCAGUACCUGCUGAAGGACGGGGGGGACGGAGAGGAGGGGCGGCAAGGCGCCAGCACCCAGGAGGAGUCCGAGGAAGAGGGCGCCAAAGGGAGCCCCCUCCUCUUUGAGGACGAGGAGAGCAACGUGGCUGAAGACAAGCGCUCCAACGAGGUGCCGGAGGAGGAAGAGGAGGAGGGAGAGGAGGACAACGACAUCGACCCCAGCACCAUCGACCGCUUGAUCGAGCUCUCCAGCAAGCUGCACCUGCCGGCUGACGACGUCAUCGACAUCAUCAAUGACGUGGAGAAGAAGAAGAAAGAGGACCUGCCGGAGCCCAGCAGCAAGAGCCAGCCCCUGGCAGCCCCGCCCCGCCACAAGCCCAAGAAGGCCCCGCCUCGUGCUGCCCUCCCGCAAGGCCCCAGGCUCAUCCCAAAGCCCUACUACCCGCCUGCCUACCAGCCCUACCACCACCUCCCAAAGCAGGACGAGGCCUCCUGGAACGAGGUCUUGAAAGGCAACGAGUAUCCCGCGCCCAAGUGGUUCCGAGCCAAGCCCAGUGUCAGCAGCAGCAGCAGCAGCAGCAACCGGAGCAGCAAGGGCAAGGUCUCCAAUUACAUCAACCCCUGGACUUUCCAUCCUCCGGUCUACCACCACUACCGCCACCUGCCUGGGCCCAUGGUGCCGAGGGACGACUAUUACGACGCCAGCCAGGACCGUGAUGAGGUGCUGGAGAGCUACAUUGAGAGUGUGCUGAUGAAGCAUCCCAAAGCUUUCCAGUGAACGUGGCAGCUGCCGUCUCCCCUUCUCACUCCUUUCCCCACCCAAAGAAACUUGGCCACUCACCGUGUUUCUGACAUGACUUCAGGUUCUUGCAUGAGUCAGGAGAACAAAGCCUCCCCACCUAGUGAAAGGCCUCCACAGAGGAUGUCCAGGUGCAACCCGGUUGCCUUCUCACCAUCAGGAAAGUAAAACCUCCUGCCCCCCAUCCCAUCCCCAUCUCCUGGACCUCAGGCGGCUGCC